This is a messenger RNA of Aureococcus anophagefferens, 1742 nucleotides long. RefSeq names its product expressed protein. The annotation marks the transcript as partial. The transcript has a single exon. The record is from RefSeq and is a predicted model, not a curated record. NCBI's taxonomy places the organism in Eukaryota, Pelagophyceae, Pelagomonadales, Pelagomonadaceae.
CCAAUUGAGGAAGGCAGCGCAGAUGGCCGCGGUCGCCGUCCCCGCGGUCACGCCCCCCCUCGGGGCGCCCCCCGCCAAGUUCGAGCCCCCCCCGCCCGUCGUGUCCGCGUCGGAGGAGAGCAACGACGGCGACAAUUCCACGGAAAACGGGGCCACGGACGCCGGCGCCCCCGAGGCGGCGACGUCGUCGUCCGGGCGCGUGACGCGCCUGAGCCGGCGCGCCGCCGAGUCCCUCGAGUCCGGGGAAGGCGGCGGGGACGCCCCGGAGCCCCCCGCCGGGGGCGACGGCGCGCCGAAGGCGCCGCCGGCGAAGAAGCAGCGGCCCGACCAGCGCCGCGGCAAGUGGACGGCCCCCGAGGAGGCCUACGCGUCGCUCGUCAUCGACCACUUCAUCAACGGCAAGGCGCCGGGCUGCACGGGGGGCGAGUCGCUACGCGCGCUCCUCGCGGGCCUCCUCCGGUGCACGCCGAUGCGCAUCACGAAGAAGUUCAGCCGGACGCGCAUGAUCGGCAAGAGCUCGUUCAAGAAGACGAGCGAGCUCACGGCCCAGGAGCGCGUCGAGCUCGACGCGGCGCGGUCCGCCUUCCUCAAGAUGGGCGGCCACAAGGAGAGCCGGAAGCGGCCGCGGUCCGACGCGGACGCCGCGCAGCACGACUGGCUCACGAGCGGCUGCGACCCGACGGCCUGGCAGUUCGAGGACGCGCCGGACCACAGCCUCCACGGCGGCGUCCUCGACCUGAGCCUCCAGUCCGCGUCCCUCUCCGGCUCGCGGUCCUGGAGCCAGUCGAACCGGACCGUCCGCGUGGCCGUCGCGCCGACGGCGUGCGGCUACGCGACCAAGGAGGGCAAGACCUGCGUCCGCGUCGUCUGCAAGAGCGACCCGAACCUCCUCGCCGUCGUCGGCGGCGUCUUCGCGCGCCACCGCGCCUUCAUCGCGACGCUCCACGUCGACACGGACCCGAAUCUCGUCGCGAACGUCCGCGCGGAGCUCAAGACGUGCGCGACGGGCGAGCCCCUGCCGCGCGACCAGCUCGCGACCCUCGAGCGCGCCCUCAUCGCGGCGCUGUCGCCGGCGGCGCCGACGCUCUCGGCGAGCCCCGCGGCGCUCUCGGCCGCGUCCAUUUCCGCGGCGUCGUCGCUCCUGUCCGUGUCGACGGCGACGGCGUCGGGCCCGCCCGUCCGCGGCCCGCCGCCGCCGGCGGCGGACCGGCCCCGCGCCGUCUCCGCCGAGGCCGCGUCGGAGACGGCGGCGGAACUCGUCGCCCUCGCGCGCGCGGCCGCGGAGCCCGCGCGCGGCCCGCCGCCGCAAAAGGCGCCGCCGCGGCCCGCCGCCGUCGCGCCGCAGGAGUUCAAGGGCAAGGACUUCUUCAAGGUCCACCAGCCGCCGAAGAUCGUGCCCCUGACGCCCGCGGAGCUCAAGAACGUCCUCUCGGGCCUCCAGUAGCCCGAGACGCCCGCAAGAAAAUCAUACCGAAUUCACGCCGGAAUUUCAAGGAAGUAGCCGCCGCCCGGAGCGCGCCGACGAGUACCCCAAAUUGCACAUACACACCCUCGUCCGGCGCCCACCCGAGCCGCCGCCGUUUGAAAUUGCGGCCUUUACACGCUGGGACCUCGCUGUCCCGCGCCCUCGACCCCCUUGCCUGCUCGCGUCGCGGCCCGCGCCCACACCGCGCCCGCCGCCGCCCUGUUGUCCCUGUUGUUCACUGUUGUUGAACUCACAUCGUAAUCACAUGUCUGACAAG